Closterium sp. Naga37s-1 is the source of this 2730-nucleotide messenger RNA. Lineage: Eukaryota; Viridiplantae; Streptophyta; Zygnematophyceae; Desmidiales; Closteriaceae. The record is from the annotation of a GenBank genome assembly.
AUGGGGAACGAGGACGCCCAAAUUGGGCGGAAUGUGAGCGCGUUGGGGAGCCGGCGGGGUAGGGGUGACGGGGACGAGCGGAGGUUCGGGGCAGGAGGAGGAAUGUGGGAUGUGAAAAACUAUAACAGGGCAAGAGAGGAGGAACAGGAGCGGACCGUGGUGGAAGAGGGAGAUGAGGAUGACGAGGAAGAGAGGACGGAGAGACUUCUGAGUUAUGACGUAAGGAGUGAGGAAGAGUGGAGGGAAAUGGAAGGAUGGGGUGGCGAGGAGGAGGGGGGAGAGUGGGACGACGAGGACGACGACGACGACGAUGAUGACGACGAUGAUGACGAUGACGACGACGACGAUGACGACGACGAUGACGACGAUGAUGACGACGAUGAUGACGACGACGAGAACGACGACGAUUAUGAAGCUGACGAAUACGAAGAGGGGAUGUUCAAACCGCAGUCGGGAAUUCUGGACCGAUGGGGACAUGGUAAUGGUGACGCGGGAUGGAAAGGGUGGGCGAAGACCUCUGCUAACACCACACUCAGUAAUCGCCGAAGUCCGAACAGCAACGCUAGGAAGAGUGGAGGCCGCGGCGCGAGCAGCAACAGCAGCGGCAGCAGCAGUACCGACGCGCCUUGGCCAGACAACAGCACCAGUCGGCUUCAGCCCGCAGCACCCGCUGACAGCCUCUCCGCUCGGCGCGCGCUGAGGAAGAUCUCCAGCGCCAAGCGCGCGCCUGCAGUUUCCCCCAUCCGGCGGAGCUCCGCUCGGAGAGGGAAAGCGUCCGGCGCUAAACGGCGACCGGCUGCCAGACGGCCGGUGAAACGACCAGCUAAGGGGAGUCGGCCAACCGUCAAGAGGGGAGGAAAGGGGAAAGGUAAAAUCGUGAGGCGAGCCGGGCCAGUUAGGCGCGGGACGAAGAAGACCGGCGGCCGCACGAGCCGCGGAGUGAGCGCGACUGCGGCAAAGUCGAGGAAGGCGGCCAAACGGCGUCCGAGCACAACAAAGCGCGGAGGGGCGAAGAAGGCGCCGCGGAGGGGGGGUGGUGCGAGAACCGUGAGAGGACGCGGGAAGAGCGGGCAAGGGAAGGCGAGGCGGGGAGGGAAAACGCGCGUGCAGGGCGCAAGCGCGAGGUCAAGGAAAACCCCCACGAAGCGGCCAAGCAGCAGCGCGAAGAGGCCGAGCAGCCGAAGCAGGAGCAGCAAGAAGCCAGUCAAAAAAGUCAAGGCAGUCAAGAAAGUCAAAGCAGCGAGCAGAAAGCAGGUGGACUGCCAGUACUCGCGCAAGGGCUUCGGGCAGAACCUGUAUCGCUGCGCCAUGGGGUACGCGAAGCGCGCGCGCGUGACGGGCGGGCUCGGGAAGCCCGUGUAUAUCGUGCGCAGCAGCGCGGACUAUGCGACCGUGCCCAAGUACGGCACGCUGCGCUGGGCGCUGCAGUGGCUGCGCGGCGGGUGUUACAUCCGGUUUGCGAAGACGAUGACGAUUCGCCUGAACGCGCGGCUGUUCGUGCCGUCGCACACGAGCAUCGACGGGCGCGGCGCGUGGGUGAAAAUCAUUGGGAGUCUCGACGUGAUCAACGUCACGAAUGUGAUUAUACACAAUAUCGCAGUGGAAAACGAGUACGGCAACCACGACCUUAUCCACAUCCGGUCCAGCUGGCGCGUGUGGGUGGACCACUGCAACGUGCAGAACGGCGUACGUGGCACUGUUGACGUGGUGCGGGGGUCCACUGAUGUCACCAUCUCCAACUGCUACGUCCACAACAAGGACCUCACUAUGCUGCUGGGAGCAGCAGACUGGGACUCUAUUGACAAGCGCAUGCGUGUAACCAUCUACCGUAACUGGUUUGACAAAUCUGUGGCUGGAUCGUCGCACCUGACAAGCCUGGGCGGAUCACAACGCAGGCAAAGGGAGCAAAUUCUUCAAGGCGCGUUCAGCAGGCCCUUUCCGUUGCUGCCAUCGCGGACGGAAGGAUUCUAUCUGACGCUGCUGACAAUGCAGACGGCUAUUAGACUCCCCGCGUCCUCGCGCGGGCUAUUCAUAGCGGGGAGUGCCUCUUCCGCGCGUUCUUCCGCGUCCGCGCGGCCACUCCCCGCAGUGGUUGCGCGCUCAGGCGGCGCGGAUUCCUCCCCCGGCUCCUCGCAGCCGCCGCCUGCGGGGGGCGCGCAACCACAGAGUGGAACAAGCAGCGGCCUUUCCGCCUCAAGCCGACCGCAAUCCGCAUCCGCCCCUCAGCCCUCCUCCUCCUCCCCCACUCCCCCCUCCUCCUCCUCGCCUCUCUCUCUCCUCUCCUCCCCUCCUCCGUCUGUUUCCGCCAACACCCGCGCCCGCCUAUUCGACUCGCCUUCCCCCCCCUCCUCCUCCCCCGGCCGCACGUGGGACCCGUUGGAGGCGUCAUUCGAGGGCAUCAUGGCGUUUGAUGGGCCGGGGCCUGAGCUCAUCAACGGCCGCCUCGCCAUGCUGGGAUUCGUCACAGGGAUGAGUUGGGAGGUGGUAGGCGGGGUGUCACUGCAGCAGCAGCUGGCAGAUCCCGGUGAGACGGGCAUAGCAGCGCUGCUGCUGGCUGCUGUCCUCGUCUCCCUCGCCUCGCUGCCUCCGCUGCUCAAGGGAGUUCGGCCAGAGGACCGCAGCUUCCUUUUCUUUUCCUGGGAGGCAGAACAGCUGAAUGGGCGAGUUGCCAUGCUUGCAUUUGUUGGGGUGUACACUGUUGAGUACAUUGCUGGUGUGCUCUUGCAGUAG